AGUUCUUUCUUCGCGUGUUUGAUUUUGUUUUGGUGGAGAAACAAAAAGAGGAGAGAUAUGGAGGAACCUAGGUUGUUGGAGGUACGGGAAGAUUCAAGAAGAGCGAUUGGAUUUACCUGGGGUAUAUUUAUACAAGAAGCAAAGAUUACAAAUUAUAUUGGUGGUCCAAUGGUUGUUGUUACCUUAUCUAUGUAUCUUUUACAAGUUGCAUCCAUGAUGAUGGUUGGUCAUCUUGGUGAACUUUCUCUAUCUAGUGCUGCCCUUGCCACUUCGCUUUGCACUGUUACUGGUUUCAGCAUUAUGCUGGGUAUGGCAAGUGGAUUGGAAACUCUAGCCGGACAAGCUUUUGGUGCAACACAAUAUCGAAAACUAGGAAUCUAUACUUGGAGCGCAACAAUCUCCCUUACCUUGGUUUGCAUCCCGAUCUCUUUUCUAUGGGCUUCAAUUGGGAAACUACUUACUCUUACAGGUCAAGACCCCUUAAUCUCUCUUGAAACAGGCAAAUAUGCGACAUGCUUGAUCCCUGCAUUAUUUGCACAUGCAGCUCUCCAGCCAUUAAUGAGAUAUUUCACAUCUCAGAGUCUAAUCGUUCCAAUGUUAUUAAUUAUGCCAAUUUCAGUAUGUAUCCACAUACCUCUUUGCUGGGUUUUGGUUUAUAAAUCUGGGUUGGGAAGUAUUGGAGCUGCUUUAGCAAUUGGUAUAUCAAACUGGAUCAGUGUGGUCUUUCUCGGGUUGUACGCAGUGUAUUCUCCUUCAUGCGAGUUAACUCGUACAUCCCUAACAAAAGAAGCAUUUCAAAGGUGUGGAGAGUUUUUACGUAUAUCGGUUCCUUCUGCUGUAAUGAUUUGUUUGGAAUGGUGGUCAUUUGAGAUAAUAAUCCUUCUAUCUGGACUUUUACCUAAGCCACAACUCGAAACUUCAGUCCUCUCCAUCUGCCUUACGACUAUCGGAUUGGUCUACAUGAUACCAUAUGGACUUGCUGCUGCUGUAAGCACUCGAGUUUCAAAUGAAUUAGGAGCUGGGAGACCAGAAGCUGCACGUUUGGCUGUCUGCUCCGUGAUGAUUAUUGCAAUAACUGAGUUGGUUAUAAUGAGCUUGGUGCUCUUUGCUUGUCGUAAUGUUAUGGGCUAUGCUUACUCCAAUGAGAAGGAAGUCGUCCACUACGUGACAGAAAUGGUUCCCUUUAUUUGUUUGUCAGUCAUCAUGGACAACCUACAGGGUGUCCUCUCAGGUGUUGCUAGAGGAUGUGGAUGGCAGCAUAUUGGUGCUUAUGUAAAUUUAGGAGCAUUCUAUCUUGCUGGAAUUCCUGUAGCUGUUUUGUUGGGCUUUCGUUUACAUUACGGAGGCAAGGGACUUUAUACCGGAAUAUUAACUGGAUCUUUUAUACAAACAGCUACUCUCGCUUUUAUAACUUGCCGAACUAAUUGGGGGUACCAGGCAAGGAAGGCAGCGGAAAGGAUGCUUCAAGGCCAAGACGUUUCAGUGGAAGUAAAUGAAUAAUUAAGGAUAGAUCGAAGAAACAACAUAAGACUGAAAAUACAUCCUCCUCAGUGAUCAGAUUUUGGGAGGAUCUUGAGGGCCUUGCGGGUGUUUCUUUUCUUCUUGCAGUGUUUAUCGUUCUUGUUUUCUUUUGCCAGUUUGUAUCUUGUGACUUAUUCCGCUUUAUAUAUACAUUUGGUUUUCCACCUGCUUAGA
Papaver somniferum (opium poppy) is the source of this 1695-nucleotide messenger RNA. RefSeq names its product protein DETOXIFICATION 12-like. Gene Ontology annotation, molecular function: antiporter activity; xenobiotic transmembrane transporter activity. Gene Ontology annotation, biological process: xenobiotic detoxification by transmembrane export across the plasma membrane. The record is from RefSeq and is a predicted model, not a curated record. The coding region runs from base 58 to 1500 and encodes 480 amino acids. Lineage: Eukaryota; Viridiplantae; Streptophyta; Magnoliopsida; Ranunculales; Papaveraceae. The transcript has a single exon. Gene Ontology annotation, cellular component: membrane.